Messenger RNA from Lachancea meyersii CBS 8951, 2268 nucleotides. The record is from the annotation of a GenBank genome assembly. NCBI's taxonomy places the organism in Eukaryota, Fungi, Ascomycota, Saccharomycetes, Saccharomycetales, Saccharomycetaceae.
AUGUCUCAAAAGGGCCAGAAACAGCCUCCCAAAACAACGCCGGCCAACCAGGUACGACCCCAGACCACAAAUGGCAACGCCAAGACUCCUCCCGCCGCUGCAAACCCCAGACCAGGUUCGUUCUCGGCAGCGGACCUGAACCGCAUUGUGCUGGAGUAUCUGAACAAAAAGGGCUACCACAGAACCGAACAAAUGCUUAGAGUCGAGAGCUCCCGUACCUUGACUCCCCAAAACAAACAGCUUCCGGGAAACACCGGCACUGGCGCGUUCCCCGAGCCGGGCCAGGAGCCCAACGCCCAGGGCGCAAGACCCGUUUCCAACCCUUCCAAUAUCAAAAGAGACUCCGACGGCAAUCUCAUCUCACAACAAGCAAACAGCUCGCCGAGACACUACUUCCUCGCGUACUCCAUGCUGAAGAACUGGGCCGAUUCCUCCCUCGACAUGUACAAACCUGAGCUCACGCGCAUUAUUUACCCAAUUUUCAUUUACGUGUUUCUCACACUGGUGGCCAAAGACGCGAUCCAGGCUCGUCGGUUUUUCGACCGAUUCUCGGUCGAUUAUAGAGCGUUCCACGCUUCAGAGAUCAACAAGCUUUUCUCUGUUAACUCGGUCGACCAUAUCAAGGAAAACGAGCUCGCACAAGGCUUUCAAUCCAACAAAUACCGCGUGACAAUAUCGCGCACGACUCUAAAUCUGCUGCUUUAUUUCUUGAAUGAGAAUGAAAGUGUCGGAGGCUCGUUACUCAUCAGUAUCAUAAACCAAAACCUAGAUCCCAAUAUCGUGGAGACCAUCACUUCCCAGGAAACUUUGACAGAUGGUAUAAAAGACGUUUCUGCUGGUGCAGUUGAUGUCGAUACGCACAAUUCCGUCCCCGUGAAACUGGGCAAGUUCCCCAUCGACGAAGAGUUCGCCAAAGAGGUCGAAACUGAGCUUCAGAAAAAAGACGAACAGGCCAAAUCCGCCGAGAAUCAGGACCAGCCGAAAGGUCUUAUCGAGGAGUACAGGGACAUGAAUAGGCUUUCGACCGACGAGAAGACCGCCAACGACGACGAGAAAACAGAGGGCGCGGCUGCGCUCGUCGAAGCAGAUAAGAAGGAUGAUCGCAAACAAGACCCUAAUAUGGAGUCGCCUUCUAGAGAAGUUCUACCUCUGCCUUCCAAAACAGCCCUAGAUCUAAAACUCGAAAUUCAAAAGGUACGGGAAUCGCGAGACGCUAUACGUCUCGAAAAUCUACAAACCUCCGCGCCCAGCGUUUGCAUGUACACUUUUCACAACACCAACUCUGAAAUGACGUCUAUCGAGUUCAGUGAUGAUGUUAGAUUGGCGUCUGCAGGUUUCCAAGACAGUAUAAUCAAGGUGUGGUCGUUGGAUGGCACGCCUCUACAAAAUAAGUUGCCAUCAAAACAAAAUGAGCGCGCCAACAAUGCCACACUGGUGGGUCACAGCGGUACCGUGUAUUCGACUUCUUUCAGCCCUGACAAUAGAUAUCUCCUUUCUGCGUCCGAGGACAAAACUGCUCGGUUGUGGUCCACGGACACUUUCACCUCCCUUGUAAGCUAUAAAGGCCAUAACCAUCCUAUAUGGGAUGUGUCAUUCUCUCCACUUGGUCAUUAUUUCGCUACUGCUUCGCACGAUCAAACCGCUAGAUUGUGGUCGUGCGACCACAUUUACCCGCUGAGGAUUUUUGCCGGUCACUUGAACGACGUUGAUACGGUCUCUUUCCACCCCAACGGAACUUACGUUUUCACUGGUUCUAGCGAUAAAACGUGUCGCAUGUGGGACAUCGGCACAGGUGAUUCGGUGCGUCUGUUCCUUGGCCACACGGCGCCCGUGAUUUCGACUGCCGUUUCACCCGACGGCAGGUGGCUCUCGACUGGUAGCGAGGAUGGGAUCAUCAAUGUUUGGGAUAUUGGUACAGGUAAAAGACUAAAACAAAUGAGAGGACAUGGUAAAAACGCAAUCUACUCGCUAUCUUACAGCAAAGAGGGUAAUAUUCUCAUGUCGGGCGGCGCCGAUCAUUCUGUCAGAGUCUGGGACGUCAAGAAGUCUACCGCGGAGCCGGGUGCAGAACCAGAACAGCCAUUCACAAAUUACUCGGGAGACGUUACCACAUCGGUUAACCAAGACAUUAAAGAGUAUGGCCGUAGACGAACUAUUGUUCCUACGAGCGACCUUGUUGCCUCUUUCUACACCAAAAAGACUCCUGUUUAUAAAGUGAAGUUCACGAGAAGUAACCUGGUGUUGGCUGGAGGCGCUUUCCGAGAAUGA